AUGGCGGCACAAGGACACAUGCGGUGGUUGGUGUUGACAACGGGCUCUGUUCGGACCAUCUCACCCCUGUGCGCGUCUCUCUCGCGGCACGCCUCUGCCAUGUCAACGUCGAGUGAGGUCGAGGAGCGGAAGCAGGUCCCCUACCUGGCAUGCCUAAUGUUCGAGAUUGAAACAAAAGAGGGGAUCUCAAGCCCCAUAGCUGCCCAGAUAGUUGAUUUCGGUGAUGACGGCCUGGGUGAUAACCUGCUUGCUGUAGUGACCUCUACCUCCGACCCAUUUGCACCCUCCUCUGAGGAUGUUUCAUCCUCCUCCACUGCCACCCCUCCUCUCUGCAGCUACAGCGAUGAUAUCCCAGAAAUGGCUUUCUCCCUGUUACCCUGCUUUGACUCUACACUCUUAGCCCUACUUGAGGAACAUCAAAACGUAUGUCCUUAUACCAAUCUCAUUCCCCCAAUCAAUGAUACACUUGCAGAACCAGGAUACUAUCAAGCUGCUAAUGGAGAGGUCAGCAUAGAGCAAUUCGGCCAACCACGGCUUCCCCAAAGCAUAGAUGAACCCUUGCUGGCAAUGCAAAUGAGCAGCACUUCGCCUAUCUCGAUGCCUCUUGCUCCAGGGUGUGAUGAAGAGUGCCUCACGGCGGCACUAACCAGAGGGUACAUGAGCCUGGAUAGUGCCCUGUAUCCACAAACAGGAGCAAUGAUCCUGAGUUACAACACAGUGGCAUCAAAAUUAGGAUUCUUCAAUGGUAGUGGUGGUAAUAGCAAUGGUAUGGUGGUGUUAGAUAUGAGUGACAUCGGUGAGUAUCAGAGGAUGAUAGAAGGUGAAGGACUGACCAGAACAUAUAGCGACACAGAUUCCAUGCAAGGGGGCUAUAGCAACACUGCAGAGAUUCAGGUAACAUCCGGAACCUAACAUUUAAGUAAUAUCAUGCUGUUUAAUU
Molecule: messenger RNA, 940 nt
Organism: Hordeum vulgare subsp. vulgare (domesticated barley)
Lineage: Eukaryota; Viridiplantae; Streptophyta; Magnoliopsida; Poales; Poaceae
Exons: 2
Coding region: 1-912 (303 amino acids)
Source: RefSeq, a predicted model, not a curated record